Molecule: messenger RNA, 5908 nt
Organism: Mus musculus (house mouse)
Lineage: Eukaryota; Metazoa; Chordata; Mammalia; Rodentia; Muridae
Gene: Tc2n
Product: tandem C2 domains, nuclear
Exons: 14
Coding region: 908-2377 (489 amino acids)
Cellular component (GO): nucleus
Source: RefSeq, a predicted model, not a curated record
AAUUCUGAGGUGGUGGGGAAGGGUACCUGUUUGAGUGAGUGAGUGAGUGAGUGAGUGAGUGAGUGAGUGAGUGAGUGAAUGAGUGUGUGUGUGUGUGUGUGUGUGUGUGUGUGUGCGCGCUUGCUUGCUUGCUUGCUUGUGUGUUUUCUCCGUAGGGCAGGGAAGCAUGAGAGGAGGGGGAGUAGCAACUUAAGAGCGUUGACCCGGCUUCCCCAAGGAGGGCCGGGGCUGUCCUGGAGACCGUUACAGGUAGGCAGCCGGAGCGGUGGGACUCCUCCUUGGCGGUGGGUGCCGCGAGGGCGCCCGCCCCUCGAGAGCCCUGAGUGAAGGCGCCGGGAGGAGCGCCAGACCGCGGCGACGCAGGUGUGUCUCUCGCUCCGGGCGGGCUUCUGGGGGCUGUGGGGCGCGUGCGAGAGCGGCCUCUGCCCGCGGGCUUCUGGCCGAGGUGCAACGCAGCCGGGUGCUUUCAGUCUCUGAGACUCUUUAGCGUCCGUCCGUCCGUCCAGGCUCGCGGUGGCGUAGGUGCGCCGGCUGUUCCCGAGAGCCCAUCGGACGCCUGCGGUGCGGAGGCCGGUUCCCUCCGCGAGGCUGGGCGGGUGGCCUCAGUGAGACGCCGGACCGCGGCCGCCCUGGCGCCGACCCGAGCCUGCCCCUGUCCGCUCGGGUUCGCGAGCCUCAGUGGAUCAUGGAUCAUGGACUUCCACAUGAUCUCUGACAACAGCAUGUGCCCAGACUUCAUCAUGGUCUCCAGUGGCAGUACAGACCAUGGACGUCAACAUAGCCCUCUGCUGCAGCACUGGCCAUGGACAACAUCAUAGCCCUUGACAGCAACACAGGCUAAAGACAUCAACAUGGCUUCAGGUUGAUAUCAAAAUUGGAAGUUUUCUAGUUAUUAGAAAUUGAAAGUAUGGCAGCAGAAUUUAUAAAGAGUUGCUGUAGAGGAUGUCUCUAUGGUGAAACAGAAAAGCAGAAGUUUUCUGUGGACAGAGACUUUAAAGCAUCAGCCUCAAGUAGCCAAAAUACCAUUGGUAUCCCUCCAUUGACUUCUGUUCUAGUAAAGCCUCAAGUUGGCUGUAAUGAAGAUUAUUUGCUUUCCAAAUUACCAUGUGAUGGUAAAGAAGUACAAUUUGUGGUGCCCAGGUUUAAAUUAUCUUAUAUUCAGCCUAGGACACAAGGAAUUCCUUCACAUCUGGAUGAACUGGAAGGAUCUGCUAGAGCAUCUUUUGGAGAUCAAAAGACAGAACUUUGUAGUUCAUUCUACCAUGGACCCAGCUAUGAUGUGUAUAAUCCAUGCUAUAUGUAUCAACACUUUUCACCUGAUUUAAGUAGGCGCUUUCUUCCUCAUUGUGAAACAAAACAGUUAUAUGGAUCUGUUUGUGAUUUAAGGACCAGUAAACUUCCUGGUUCCUCUGGGCUAAGCAAAUCUAUGCUUGAUCUUACAACUUCAUCUCAGCGAUUCAUCCAGAGACAUGACUCAUUUUCCAGUGUUCCUAGUAGUUCUUCUUCAAGAAAAAAUUCUCAGGGCAGUAACAGAAGCCUGGAUACAAUUACCCUAUCAGGAGAUGAAAGAGACUUGGGGAGAUUGAAUGUGAAAUUAUUUUAUAAUUCUUCAGCAGAGCAGAUCUGGAUCACAGUUUUGCAGUGCAGAGAUAUAAGUUGGCCCUCUAGUUAUGGAGACACUCCCACAAUUUCUAUAAAAGGAAUUUUAACAUUGUCCAAACCAGUGCAUUUCAAAUCUUCAGCCAAAGAAGGUUCCAAUGCUAUUGAAUUUAUGGAAACAUUUGUAUUUGCUAUUAAACUACAAAAUCUCCAAGCUGUGAGACUUGCAUUUAAGAUUCAAACCCAGACUCCCAAGAAGAAAACCAUUGGAGAGUGUUCUCUUUCACUCAGAACUCUUAGUACCCAGGAAAUGGAGUACUCGUUGGAAAUAAUAGCACCUUCAAAAAUUUCUGUUUGCCAAGCAGAACUUGAACUGGGGACUUGUUUUCAAGCAGUAAAUAGCAGGAUUCAGCUGCAAAUUCUUGAGGCACAAUACCUUCCAAGUUCAUCAACACCUUUGACUUUGAGUUUUUUUGUGAAAGUGGGGAUGUUUAGCUCAGGAGAGCUGAUUUACAAGAAGAAGACACGCUUAUUGAAGGCCUCCAGUGGAAGAGUAAAAUGGGGAGAAACUAUGAUUUUUCCACUUAUACAGACUGAAAAAGAAAUUGUUUUUCUUAUUAAACUUUAUAGUCGGAGCUCUGUAAGAAGAAAACAUUUUGUAGGCCAGCUCUGGAUAAGUGAAGACAGUAAUAAUAUUGAAGCAGUGAAUCAAUGGAAAGAGACCAUUACAAAUCCGGAAAAGGUUGUUAUCAAGUGGCACAAGUUAAAUCCAUCUUGAAGACGUUGGGCAUUAAAUUGCUGAAGAGACAGCUUGACAUUCUUUUAGAAGAAACAUAAUUUUUAAAAUUUGUAAUGAGUCCUUUCAGGUACACAAAGUGAACGAAAUGUUUUAAAAUGGUGCCAAAAUAUGAUAAAAGGGUAGUAGCAUUUGGCCAACUUAAUGAAUUAUACAAUCUAUAAAAAUAUCAAUCCUAGAUAAGUAUCUUUUUAAAGUACUAUUAGACAUUUACAAGACUUUACCUCUUUUCCAGUGCUAGACAUGAUUAAUUAGAUCUUGGUUAUACUGUUUAUAGCUUAUAUGUAUUUUUCUCACAGCAAAAAUGAAUAGAACCAUUCCAUUACUUUUUUCCUGUAUAUGAAGAAAAUUGGUACCCUGUACUUACAAUUUAUUUAUGUUAUUGCAUAGCCAUUUUAUAAACUGCUUAUUUCUUGGAGAAUUAGAGAGUUAUUUAUAUUUUUCAAAGAAUAAAUAAAGCUUGGAUCUAGGAGGAUUGCUUGGUGGAAAAGGAGCUUGUCCCCACACUGAAAAUUUGAGUUCCAUCCCUGCAAUGCAAUAUGAUGGAAGGAGAGAACCAAUUCCUUCAUAUUGUUCAUUGUCAUUCACAUGUAGACCAUCAACACACACACACACACACACACACACACACACACACACACACACACACACAAAUAAAUAAUAAAUAAGUAAAAAGAUUAAUUGAAGUUAAACUUAAAGUCAAUUUUGCCUUCUCAUUUUUAACCUUUUUUUGUAGUUAAAAUAUUUUACAUUUGGAUAACUUAAUUUAGCAAAAUUAAAUUAGCUUAAAUAGCAAAUUUAGUAUUUUAUGAUCAGUAGUUCUUUGUUUCAAUUUUUUAUGUAAAUUACUUGUUCUAUAAUCCACAAUGUUAAAGUAUUUUCCCACUUUGAUAACCAUACCAGCUAACAAUGUAUAGGAUACAAAUAUGUUUCUACUAUAGGCUUCUUUCAGGUACAUAUUAGAACUUAGCAUAUGAAGAUUAUUUCUGCUUGGAUGGGCAUAAGCGUGUGGCUAAAACAAAAUAAUUUUAUGAAGAAACAAGCAACAGUUUCUAAUCUUACUUUAUUUUUACCAAAAAGUAAACAAUGGAUCUAUGUUCCUGAUCCUUGUCUCUCUGUUCCCCUUGUCUGCCUGCCUGCCUCUCUCUUUGUUCCACAUAUUUUAGGCCAGAGGAAUCACUUAUUAUGAUGUAGGAAUAACCUCUUAAACUCUAGUUCUUUUAUAAUAACAUAAUGGUUGAAGGAGGCUUUAUUUUUAAUAACUAGAAUUUUCAUUGUUUUUAAUGUUUUAUUUUAAUUCCUAAAGUUAAUAUAUGUAAUUUAUUUAAUUUUGUUAUAAUGAUCUAAUUAUUAAUUUUAAGCAUAGAUGUAAUAUAAAUUUGAUUCCCAGGAUCCUAGACAUCUUAGAUAAGUCAAUACAAAGAAAACUUGAUUUAAAAGAACUUUCAGGGGGGCUGGUGAGAUGGCUCAGUUGGUAAGAGUACCCGACUGCUCUUCCGAAGGUUCAGAGUUCAAAUCCCAACAACCACAUGGUGGCUCACAACCAUCUGUAACGAGAUCUGACACCCUCUUCUGGAGUGUCUGAGGACAGCUACAGUGUACUUUACGUAUAAUAAAUAAAUAAAUCUUAAAAAAAAAAAAGAACUUUCAGGUAGGAAAGUAUUAGUAGGUGAAGAUUUCUAGUGUUUUAAUCACUUUUUACUUAAGCAUAUUUUAGCUGAAGAUGCAUUGAAUGUAAACGUAUAUAUUUUUUGUGUUCUUGAAAUUGUUAUAUGAAAGUGUAGAUGCAAACACUGUUGUGUUAAUAGGCAUUCUUGGAGAGAAAAACAAUUAGGAGCCAAUAACAAUAACUGAAAUAAUAUACAAAAAUAAUUUCCUUUGUAUUUGCUUAGGCUCUUCUUGUCCUGUACUUGUAACAAGGAAAAGGGAACUAAAAUGAUACUGGGAAUGCAGCUGGAAACCAAUUAAACUUCACAAUAGGAGGGAGAUUAUUCAUUUAUAAACUAUAUCACUCUCUAUAUAUAUUAAACACACACAUAUGUGUGCAUCUCUAUAUAUGUACACACAUGUAUGUACACACAUAUGUGUAUAUGUGUGUGUAUGUGUGUAUAUAUAUGUACAUAUAUAUGUGUGUGUAUGUGUAUAUAUGUAUACAUACACACACACACACAUAUAUAUAUAUCACAGAAAGUUAUGGACCAUUUUAAAAUAUCACUAUUUGUCAUUGAUUUAGUUUUACACAAUACUAUUCUCCAGUAACGUUUCUUCUUUUUCCAUUUCUUUCAUUUCUUUUCUCUCUUCUUUUACUAAAUUGGCACACUUGUUUACUUCUCAGGUUUUGCAAACAUCCUUAAUAUGUUGGUAUGGCAAAUGCAUUUCAAUUCAAAUAGCAACUGCAAGUUGAUAUGCAGAAGAACAGAAGUAAUGUGGUCUGGAAUUAAUUUGCUCAAUUGCUUACAAGCAAUAUGCUAUGUAUGAAAAGAUUACCAAAUUACAGGUAUUAAAUUCUAAAUGAUUUAACAGUUUAUUAUGAUUUAUUCUAUUUAACAACCUAGGGAGUUUGAAGCCAUUGGAAACUCCAGUGGCAAGUUCAGGUGCAGUUGGGAGUUCAGGAAUCUCAAUGGAGCUAUUAGUGUAGCAGACUUGUGGGUAAAAUAUAUGCAUCUCUCAAUAGCAAAUGUGAAAGACUCUCUAAAAUGGACCUCAGUGACUUCAUUCUCCACAAGCUGUCCUGGCCCACUCAGCAUAUCCUUUAUUGUUCCAUGAUAUUAAGGCAUGUCUGCUUUUUUUUUUUUUUUAAUAAUAAAUCCAUGACCACCUGAAGGUUUUAACUUGGUAUGCACGGCAUUAAGGCUUUCACAGCCACCAUAGGUAUUUUCUCCUCCAUCCAUUAUGUUAUUAUAAACUAUUACUUUGAUGCCAUAGGAACUUUCUUAGUUUUUCCUACACAUUCUGGGACACUGGCAGAAAUAACUUCUUCCAGAUUAUAGUUGCUUUGUGCAACAGGAAGGAGAUCAGUCAACAAUGGAUUUAUAAACUCUCAGAUAACACAGAAAGUUACAUCUCAUGUCCAAAAAUGACCUUAUUACUUGGCCCUAAUUUAGUUUUGCAUGAAUUUUUAAAGCAGGAAUCAUAAAUGGCCCAAGUGUCUUAAUUCAAAUUCUUACCUGACUGUGGAGAAGAAAUCAUUGUGAUUUUUGAACACACAUAAUUAUGGUUUAAAAACAAACUAACCUGAAUUUGUUUGAAUAUAGUUUUUCAACUUUCUCUGAUACUAAUAAACUCAUCAGCCAGUUGGAAAUUGCUUUCCAGAAAAAAUUCUCAUUGCUUAUAUGUUCAUAUAUUUGUACAUGUAUAAAAGAUUUCAAAAACUUGGAAUAAGUUUAGACCAUUCUUAAUAAGGAUAUUAAUGGAUAUUUAAAGUGCCUGUCUUUUCAGUGUUUGGAAAUUUAUUUAGUGUUUCUUCAGGGCGUAUCAAAUCAAUAAAAUGUCCAUGUCUGUGAUGACUAGGAA